UGCUUCACCGAAGUGCCAACGCUCGGUCUCAGAAUAUUAUCGCCUUGUGCAAAAAAACAAAAAUCCAACUCUUUCCGAUGCGUGUACAACUUUUAUCGAUUUUAAUAGUCCUUGCACUGGGCUUGGUCCAAGGCUAUGAACCUUAUACGACAACCGUUAGGAGCGAUGUACAACAACCAAAAUCCUCACCAUUCUCCUUUGUAAUAUUGAUGUUGCGUCGCAUCUUCUAUACGGAAUAUCAAAGCAUAACUUAUAAUAAUGGUUCAACCGAGAGAUCUGCACAGGUGAGUGUCAUGGGUGUGCUGUCAACUCCAUCACCUGUAACGGUUGCAAAUAGCAAGGAGAGUCGUGUGGACUCGAGCGCAGGAGAAAGUGGCGGGACUCUCGACAACCCAGGCUUACUUCCGAUUAAGAAGUGGAAAUCUCCGAAAAAAUAUGCUGGUGAUUUUAAGAAAGACAUGUCUGUGAAAGCUCAAGUCAACCCCAAAAGAAAGUAAAUGCGGAUCAUAUAUAAUUUUCCUUCCUUUGAUUAUACAUAUUUUUAUAAUGACAAUUACCUUUUUUUGCCAAUUUUUUAUAAUUUCCCUUUUAUUCAAAAAUAUAUACUGGGUUGAGGUUAACA
Molecule: messenger RNA, 622 nt
Organism: Bactrocera oleae (olive fruit fly)
Lineage: Eukaryota; Metazoa; Arthropoda; Insecta; Diptera; Tephritidae
Source: RefSeq, a predicted model, not a curated record